CCGGCCUUGGAAAGGAGGAGAAAGGGGUUGGUUGGGGGGGCGACAGUGGAAACCAGCGUCAGGAGUGCUUGGGACUGAGCACCGCCAGCCAGACCCCCGGCGGGGCGGCCGGGAGAGACCCCCCGGGACUUGUCCACAGCUGCUGCCUCAUGCCAGAGGGAAUGCUGACUGCUCUCUGGAUGGGCAUCGGUGCUUCUGAGCUAACCCAGGAAAAUUGGCCGGUCCAGUCUCAGCCCAUCCCAAGGCCGUCGGAAGCAGCAGGCUGAUCUUAGUCCAGAUUUCCACGCAGCCUCCACCCCCUAGAGACUGACUUUCCUGCCUGUGGUGGCAGCUGCCGGAGCACCUUGAGGGACUAUAUCUCUGCCUGACAAGGAGCCCAUUGCCUGGGACACCAGGCUUGUGCCCCUGGGACCAGGAGUCCUCCGAAGCACUGAGGCAUGGCGAACUGACAUUUGGCUGGACCAGCGUCUUGCUUCUUCCUGGACUCAGAAGCCCAGAGCCUGGCGGCGCCCUAGUCAGAAUGGGUCGUGAACAGGACCUGAUCGUUGCUGUCAAGAACGGAGAUGUGACAUGUGUGCAGAAACUGGUGGCUAAAGUCAAGGCUGCAAAAACAAAGCUCCUCGGCUCCACGAAGAGACUCAACAUCAACUACCAGGAUGCUGAUGGAUUCUCUGCUCUCCACCAUGCUGCCUUGGGGGGCAGCCUGGAGCUCAUAGCCUUGCUGCUGGAGGCGCAAGCCACUGUCGACAUCAAAGACAGCAAUGGCAUGCGUCCCCUACACUAUGCAGCCUGGCAGGGCCGGCUGGAGCCUGUGAGGCUGCUGCUGAGGGCUUCUGCGGCUGUCAACGCUGCCUCACUGGACGGCCAGAUCCCUCUGCACCUGGCUGCGCAGUAUGGACACUAUGAGGUGUCAGAAAUGCUUCUCCAGCAUCAGUCCAACCCGUGCCUAGUCAACAAGCUGAAGAAGACACCCCUAGACCUAGCCUGCGAAUUCGGGCGGCUCAAGGUGGCCCAGUUGCUUCUAAACAGCCACUUGUGUGUGGCACUGCUGGAAGGAGAAGCAAAGGACCCGUGCGACCCCAACUACACCACACCCCUGCACUUGGCUGCUAAGAAUGGCCACAGAGAAGUCAUCAGGCAACUGCUGAAAGCUGGUAUUGAGAUCAACCGCCAGACCAAGACCGGCACCGCACUGCACGAGGCCGCCUUAUACGGCAAAACCGAGGUGGUGCGGCUACUGCUAGAGGGAGGUGUAGAUGUGAAUAUCCGGAACACGUAUAACCAGACGGCGCUGGACAUAGUGAAUCAGUUCACCACCUCCCAGGCCAGCCGGGAAAUCAAGCAGCUACUUCGGGAGGCUUCAGGGAUCUUGAAAGUCCGAGCACUUAAGGAUUUCUGGAACCUUCAUGACCCCACCGCUCUCAAUGUCCGGGCAGGAGAUGUCAUCACGGUGCUCGAACAACAUCCUGACGGCCGCUGGAAGGGCCACAUCCAUGAGAGCCAAAGGGGCACUGACCGUGUGGGCUACUUCCCCCCGGGGAUCGUCGAGGUGGUCAGCAAGCGGGUGGGCAUACCUGUGGCCCGUCUCCCCUCUGCGCCCACCCCGCUGCGGCCGAGCUUCCCCCGGAUAUCACAGUCCUCUGCUGACGAUUCGCUGCAGCCUCUUACCUAUGGCCAGCUCCCGCGGGGAGGCCUCAGCCCAGACAGUCCAGCAGGUGACAGGAACAGCGUGGGCAGCGAGGGCAGUGUGGGCAGCAUCCGCAGUGCUGGCAGUGGGCAGAGUUCUGAAGGCACCAAUGGCCAUGGCACUGGCCUCCUUAUUGAGAAUGCUCAGCCACUACCCUCUGCCAGUGAGGACCAGGCACUGCCAGGCCUGCGUGCCCCAUCUGUGUCAGACAACCUGAGUCAUCGCCCCCUGGCCAGUUAUCGCUCUGGGGAGACCUUCACUCAGGAUGUGAGGCCAGAACAGUUGCUGGAAGGGAAGGAUGCACAGGCCAUUCAUAACUGGCUAAGUGAAUUCCAGCUGGAGGGCUACACUGCCCACUUCCUUCAGGCCGGCUAUGACGUGCCAACCAUCAGUCGAAUGACGCCCGAGGAUCUGACAGCCAUUGGGGUGACCAAACCUGGACACCGGAAGAAGAUCGCCUCAGAGAUUGCCCAGCUCAGCAUCGCUGAGUGGCUGCCCAACUAUAUCCCGGUGGACUUGCUGGAGUGGCUGUGUGCCCUGGGGCUGCCACAGUAUCACAAGCAGCUGGUGAGCAGCGGCUACGACUCCAUGGGGCUGGUCGCCGACCUCACUUGGGAGGAGCUGCAGGAGAUAGGCGUGAACAAGCUGGGGCAUCAGAAGAAGCUCAUGCUGGGGGUGAGACGGCUGGCAGAGCUUCGGCGGGGCCUGCUGCAUGGGGAGGCUCUAGGUGAAGGCGGACGCCGGCUGACCAGGGGUCCGGAGUUGAUGGCCAUUGAAGGCCUGGAGAACGGGGAAAGUCCAGCUAUGGCUGGCCCUCGCCUCCUCACCUUUCAGGGCAGUGAGCUGAGCCCAGAGCUACAGGCAGCUAUGGCAGGGGGUGGCCCAGAGCCACUCCCUCUUCCCCCUGCCCGUUCUCCCAGCCAGGAAAGCAUUGGCGCCCGCUCCCGGGGUUCUGGUCACUCACAGGAGCAGCCUGUCUCUCAGCCCAGUAUUGGUGAUUCCAUCACCCCACAGGAGAGGAACCUUCCAGAGGGUACAGAGCGCCCCUCUAAGCUUUGUACCUCACUCCCUGGCCAAGGACCUGCCCCUUAUGUCUUCAUGUGUUCACAGAGUUCACCCACUAGCCCAGCCCCAGGGCCACCUCCUGGUGCUCCUCGGGCCUUCUCCUACUUGGCCGGCUCUCCUGCAGCUCCUCCAGACCCGCCUCGGCCCAAACGCCGGUCCCACAGCCUGAGCCGCCCUGGCCCUGCUGAGGGGGAAGCUGAAGGGGAGGCUGAAGGGCCAGUGGGCAGUGCCUUGGGCAGCUAUGCCACCCUUACCCGGAGACCAGGACGCAGCACCCUUGCCCGGACUAGCCCUAGCCUGACCCCAACUCGAGGGACACCCCGAAGUCAGUCCUUUGCCCUCCGUGCCCGUCGUAAAGGCCCCCCACCCCCACCCCCCAAGCGCCUCAGUUCCGUCUCUAGCCCUACCGAGCCAUCUUCAUUAGAAGGAAGCCCAGGACCCAAGGAAGGGGCCACAGGCCCUCGGAGGAGAACACUGAGUGAACCAGCCGGCCCCUCAGAGGCCCCUGGUCCUUCUGCCCCAACUGGCCCUGUGUCUGACACAGAAGAGGAGGAGCCUGGGCCUGAGGGGACACCCCCAUCUCGGGGCAGCUCAGGAGAAGGGCUGCCAUUCGCAGAGGAAGGGAACCUGACGAUCAAGCAGCGGCCAAAGCCAGCUGGUCCCCCGCCCCGGGAGGCACCUGUGCUCCCUGGUCUUGACUUCAACCUCACAGAGUCCGAUACUGUCAAACGGAGGCCCAGGUGUAAAGAGAGAGAGCCACUCCAGACUGCACUGGUGGCCUUUGGGGUAGUGGGUGGUGACACCCCUAGCCCCUCCGCUCCCCUGUCCUCCCAGGCCCCCUGUGAAUCUCCCUCAACUUCCUCUAACCCUCCACGGUCUGAGCCUAGCAGCCUUCCGUCUCAAGGAACUCCAGCCCCAGAUCUCAGCCCCAAAUCUCAGCCCCCCGGCCACCAAGGGGCCUCUGGGCCAGCUCUGGCGCUGAAUGUGGAGACGGAGCCUCCAGCUGCCCCUGCUGCCCUCCUCAAAGUGCCCGGAGCAGGAGCAGCUCCUAAGCCUGUGUCCGUGGCCUGUACGCAGCUGGCAUUUUCUGGCCCAAAGCUGGCUCCCCGGUUCGGCCCCCGCCCUGUACCCCCUCCGAGGCCUGAGAGCACUGGGCCUGUGUGUCCAGGCCAGGCCCAACAGAGACUGGAGCAAACCAGCUCGUCCUUGGCAGCUGCACUGAAGGCAGCUGAGAAGAGCAUCAGCACCGAGGAGCGAGAGGGCCCCACAGCGGCCUCUACCAAGCACAUUCUGGAUGACAUCAGCACCAUGUUUGAUGCCCUGGCUGACCAGCUGGAUGCCAUGCUGGACUGAACAAGACCGGCUUGUGACCCUCCUUUCCUGGUACCCACAGUGGCCUGCCAGCAUUCACGGCCUGUGGCCCAACAUGGAAGAAGACCCUGCCACCCAGGGCACAGGCUGAGGGUUGGUUGGGCUGGAGUUAGAAGCUGACUGAGGGGCCUCAGCUGGGUGGGAACAAAGCUCCUCCCGUGUAGAGCUGACUGCUCAGCUUUGGCCCCUGGAGAGGGACCCGUUAAGAGCCUUCUCCUCUAGGAGGAGGUGGCGGUAGGGCUUUUUGGAUGCGUGCACCUCCCCACCCGGCCCAUGUCUAACGGCUCAGUGCUUAAGGAAUUCCUCUGGCCACCCACCGAGCUGCUCUAGGCUCCGUGAGGCUGAGUGGAGGCUGUGUACUUGGCUGCUUCCCUCCUUGCAAGUGUACAUAGGAGAUGUAAAUACACGGCAGGGGUAUGCCAUUCUGCCCGUGGCUAUGGCCUUGUCAUCUCCUGCCCUGUCUGGCCAUCCCACACGGGGAAGGCAGCGCAGGCCGGGGCAGAGGCAGUGCAACUAACAGAUCCCCAAUGCCCAAACUCUUACAACUGUAUAUAAUAUUUUUCAAGCAGAGAGAGAUGCAUAUAUUUUAAAUGGAAUUUAUUCUAUCUAUUAACUGCCUGAGAGAAUGCAGUGGGGAGGCCUUCAGACUGCAGAAGAACCCUCUGCCCACCUCCUGCUGGAGGGCCCUGUUGGUCCAGGCCCUGUGACUAUUAACCUCUUCCCCAGCUAACAUCAAUGAAAGUGUCAUUCCACGUGAUUGGGCUGUGUCUGGAUCUGUGCAUCAGACCUCCACAUCCGGGACUGUCCCUUCACCCACACACCGCCGGGGCACUUAUCAGUGUGGAGGGUGACGGCUGCAGUCUUGGGAGGGGAGCCUUUCAUGGCUGUUUCAUGGAUCCGCCACAGGUUUUUCUUAAGCAAUUUACAAUUUUAAUAUAAACCAGUUGACAUUCA
Molecule: messenger RNA, 5077 nt
Organism: Chionomys nivalis (European snow vole)
Lineage: Eukaryota; Metazoa; Chordata; Mammalia; Rodentia; Cricetidae
Gene: Caskin2
Product: CASK interacting protein 2
Exons: 20
Coding region: 521-4105 (1194 amino acids)
Molecular function (GO): protein binding
Source: RefSeq, a predicted model, not a curated record